AUGCAGUCUUCUCUACCGGUAACAACCAAAGGAGAGAAGAAAAAGGUCAAUUUCAGAAAUUCGAUCUCUAGAGGCUCGAAGGAGUUCAAUAUCAAACAAGGCUCGAAAGAGCUCACUGUAAAUACUCCAAAUGUACAUUCACUGGUACGACAACGGGAACAUGAGAUUGUGCGUAAAGGAUUCACCACCAUUGAACUUCCUCAGAACGUCGACAAGUUGGAGGAGUUGAACUCGGAUUUGUUAUCGGUAAAGCGGCUGGUCGAUAAGCAGAUUGCGAAACAGGCCAAUCUUCUGCAUGGUCUAUCCAUCCGAAUCUAUCACAACACCCAGCUGGCACAUGUCAAGUUGAGGUCGGAAGAGUUCACUUUCCUUUCCUGUAUGACAAUGCGAAAGGUCAAGGCCGCCCAACAUGAAUACAUGGAAGCCCUCCUCAUUCUAAAAGGCCUGGAAGCCUUCCGAACCCACCUUUCCUAUGGAUUGGUGAAUGCCAAGACCGCCACGAGGGACCUUGCGGCCAUCCAAGGGGCCCAUGGAAGCCCCAAGGCGGGAACGGUCCGAAAGCCAAAGGGUCGACGAUCUUCCUAUUCAGACGAAUCUCUGAUGAAACAAUUGAAGAAAAAAGAGUUUUUCCCCAUUCUGGAAACACAACCAGAUGGAACCGCCCUAUUUAUUUACAGUGACACGGCUCCCUUUUGCAAUCAUGCCGUGGCACUCCACAGAACCAAAGAGAUUGCGACCGAGGGAUACUCCAUGGUCAAGUUGCCAUCUGGGUACUCCAAGCUUAAUAACCCUUGUGCUGAAACCAAACAUGCUUUUGGCCUAGUACAACAAGCCCGCCAAGACCAAGUACUCGCCUUGAAACGACACGUGGUCAAGCUGCAAGUGGCAGUCGACAUUGCCGAACGAUACUUUAUUGCAGGACACGAAAGACUUUCGGCCAAGGGGAUGAAAAAGGUCAAAUUCAUUCAGCAAGAAUACCUUCAUAUUUUGAGAUUGAUUGAAGCCUUCAAGGCGUUUGAAGGCCAUUUGCAGUAUGGGUUUAUGAACCUGGACACGAUUGAGGACGAUAUCGAGGAAAUCAAGUCAGUUCCAUCUUCCAAGACACCAUGCACCGAGUGUGAUGAAGAUCUUGUCACGCAGCUAAUGGAUCAAAAGUUCUUUCCCAUGCUCUUUCCUUUGCUUGGAGGAGGUGUCAAAAUCCAUUACAGCCACAAUCCUCCCAAGGAUAGAUCAUCACCAUCUUCUCCAAAUUCCAAUAGCCAAGACUCUCGUCCUUCCAUUCCCAAUGCUCGUCGACUGAGCGUGGGUAACAUGGCGGGCGCAGGUAAAGCGCCGGGGAAAGCAGGAAGACGACCCUCACUCAGCGGGAUUGUCAACCGCCCUGCCUCCGCUCGCCGACUGCGUGCUACGGGAUGA
Messenger RNA from Cylindrotheca closterium, 1416 nucleotides. The record is from the annotation of a GenBank genome assembly. NCBI's taxonomy places the organism in Eukaryota, Bacillariophyta, Bacillariophyceae, Bacillariales, Bacillariaceae.